Cokeromyces recurvatus is the source of this 510-nucleotide messenger RNA. RefSeq lists its product as uncharacterized. NCBI's taxonomy places the organism in Eukaryota, Fungi, Mucoromycota, Mucoromycetes, Mucorales, Mucoraceae. The record is from RefSeq and is a predicted model, not a curated record. The coding region runs from base 1 to 510 and encodes 169 amino acids. The transcript is spliced from 4 exons.
AUGAGAGAGAAUAGUCUUGAUACUUAUUACAGACAGAUCUCUUUUGAAUAUCAACGUAUACUUCAUGCCUCUAAUGAAAAAACAGUUGAACUCUAUUCCACUGAUUUAUUUCCUAGCACUGGUAAUGUAGUUGGAUAUCAUGUCAAUAUGCCAUGUAAAUCAUGCCAAAGUCAACCUAACAGUGGUCAUAGUUGGAUGUUUAGAAACAGUGCUAUCAAAGCUCAAAUUAUAUAUUUGAAAUGUAUAAAUAAUAAUAAUAAUAAUAUAUUUGUAUAUACAUGUUUGGGUUUAAAUGCAAUUGAAUUACCUUUACUUUGGGGUUUCGUUCGUGAAACAAGUGGCAAUUUUAAAACAGGUGAUGAAGAAGCAGCUAGGUUAUCAAGUCAAUUAUCAGUUCAUUUAUCUUCAUUCGUUUAUUUCUUUGUACAUGAACCUUGGCCAAAACGGAUAUUUGCAGUCACUUACAAUGAUUCAAACACACAUGAUGAAUUUAUUCUAUAUUCAAGAUAA